AUGAUUUGUCAUCAAUGUGGUGAAGACAAAUUAUCUGAUGAGUUUCCACAUGAACAUCUCACGGUAGAGUGCACUGAACAUCCAUUGCUGCAUUGUCUAAGGGUAAGUAAAGGCUACUUCAACUUGUAGGUAUAUCUAUAUAUACAUACAUGGAGCGUUUAUUCAAGGUGAACAGACUUCGUGAGGUUAAGAAGAAAUCGUGAGGUUAAGUUUAGUUAAGUUACAAACUUUAUACUUUCUUACAUAUAUUAUACACUUAAUUUAAUGUCCGCUCUCGAGUUUUUUGUUUUCCCGAGAGUCUCAAUGUUUCCCGACCCGAAGACGUCGAAACUAUUUCCCGAGGAAACAGACAUUAAGUGAACAAGAAAUUACAAUUUCAUAACAAAAACUAUAUAGUAUAAAUGAGUUUAAUUUAAAAUUAAAAGAACCUACUUAGACCGUUUCGGCAGCAUAUGCUGUUGCCUGUUGUGUAUUUUUCUUAUCUUUUACAUCCCAACACAAGGUUGUGAAAAAUUGUAGUUAAGGUUAUAAGUAGUUUAUAAACUUGCGAGUUGUAUCGUCAUUUUGUUAUUUAUUUACCGUAGCCGGUACGGCCCCAGUAGGGGCGGGCAACAAUUUUCACUUGUUACCCGGGUGGAUACAUUGCAUUUAUCUAAAACCACAUGACACAAAUCAGCCAAUCACAGUUGGUGCGCACCCCAGAUAAAUGUUGAGCUAGGCUACAGGCAACCUCGUACUCAGGGCCUGCCCGCCCGAUUUUUUAAAUUGUGCGGGCAGGCCCUGGGUACGAGUUUGGUCUGCAGGUAGGGCAGUGCCUGCCUUGCAGGCUACCCUAACCCAAUUAGCGAGCGCCAGCCUUGCAGGCUAGCUUUCGGCUGGAGACUCCAUCUUUGGGACUGAAUCUCCACCUUUGGUACUGGUUCGAUAAAUCUGGAUUAAAAAACUCAUUAAUAAUUCAUGAAGAAAACACAGAAAAAUCAUAAGCGUGUUGUAUCUGUAUAUAUGUGAUACAGAUUCAUGUUGAUUUACAUAAACUUUAACUUUGAUUUUCUCGGCUUAGACAACGUUUAUUUUUAAAAAUUACUUCGCCAAUGAACUCAUAAGAUGAGUCGUUUAUUUAUUUAAAUAAAUAAAUCCGUGUGUUUCCGCGUGUUACGAGUCGCGUGUUCCGCGUAUAUUCGAUACAACACGGUCGCUCAUGUUGUAAAUAGUACGAAAAACCUUGAAAACAUAUAGAAACAUCAACCAUGACAUCCCCAUCUAACUGGGCUUAAUUUUUUCAGUUGUUAGAAGCAACACGCUAACCGCAUGUGGCCCAAAAAACGUUUUGUAAACUGUAAAUUAUUCACGGUAAUAAGUAACCGCGCAAUAGGGAUAGCUAUGAUGAAACGUGCAACCACGAUGAAUAAUAUUUAAUGAAGUUGAGACAAAGGAUUUGUGCACGGCAAGGUACAGUUCAACAUCAAACAAAGGCCUUCAAUUUUGUAGCUCUGAAGUUUGGCGGGAUUCGAGACCAUCAUAUCUUUUUUUUUUAAACAAUCUUUUGUGAGGAAGCCUUAUCAUCAAAGAUAGUUUUCAUAAGGGACCUCAAAUAUAAGAAGGAAAUAAUUAUUUACAUAAAAUACUGGUACUGACUAUAAUUAUUCAGACUAUAAUAUAUAUCUACUCCAAACAGAAAACAGCAUGCAACAAGAUUAUGAAAAUUAAUUAAUUAGAAAUCCUAAGAAAGUUCAAAAGUUAAUUAAAUGGUCAACUAAGUCCAUACUUAAAGUACUAAGAUAACAAGUUAUUCGUUACAUACUGAGACAUAUUUGUUUUUAAAAGCUAAAAAGUUACUAGAAUCUUUAACAAAUGGCGGAAGAUUAUUCCAUUCAUGCAUUAAAAAACAUAUAGUGCGAUGUUUGUUGUCCCCAAUUGGUUCUACAAAGGGGGAGUCUUACUAACUGUUUUUUUCUUGUAUCAUGACAGUGUAAAUCACUCCCUUUAAUUUCUUCCAUAUUAAAGUCAACAUUAAUUAUUGUUCAAGGCUUUAUAAACAAAACUACAUCUGUGGAAUUGUCUUCUAUACGACAAAGGAUACCACUUCAACAUUGUUAAAGCCUGGCUACUAGAAGCAUCGAUUGGUAGAUCCAACACAGACUUUGCAGUUUUAUUAUGAAGAAUUUGCAGAUCAUUCAUCAGCGAUACAUUGUUUCUGUCACCCCAGACUAAAUCACCAUAAUCGAGAAGAGGCAAAAUUAAGCUGUUUACCACCAAAAGCCUUGCAUGGAAUGGCAGUAGAUGUUUGAUGCGUUUGAAAAUCCCAAGUCUCUUAGCCAAUUUAGCUCUAACAUAGUCAAUAUGGUCAGCCCAAGAAAGCGUCUCAUUGAUAAUAAUUCCAAGAUAUUUAUAGCUAUCUUUUCUUUCCAGAAUAUGAUCAUCAAUAGACAGUUCAAGGGAACCAAAACUCUUCAAUCGUUGCCUAAUACCUAUCAGCAUAAAUUUAGUUUUUAAAAAAUUUAAGGAUAGUCUAUUUUCGUCAAGCCAAGAUUUUAGAUGGAUCAAGUCUUCAUUCAAUUUGGUCUGAAGCUCACUAGGAGUAGAGGCUGAGCAGUAGAUCGCCGUGUCAUCUGCAAAUAUAGAGAUGCUUGCGUAUGAUGUAAACACGACGAGAUCGUUUAUAUACACGAAAAAAAGCAAGGGCCCCAAAACACUACCCUGAGGCACACCAAUAGACACUUUGCACUGGUUUGAAUAACAAUUAAUAAUAAUCAUAUCCUAUCAUAUUAAUAUUAAUCAUAUCCUAUAGACUAUAUGGCUAAAGUCGAUUACAGAGCACAGGCUAAAAGUCGGCUCACAAAUAUUAUAGCGAAGACCGAAAUUCUCAGGUUCACAGGUUAAGGACUGCAUGCAAACGUACACGUUAUGUUAUUUUUAAAUUAUGUUGUUUUAAAAUCAUACCACUGUAAUCUGUAGUAGUAGGUGGCGGCAGUAAAAAUUCGUUCUAGCUACUAACCUACUUGUGCAUGAAUCGACGACUUAAUUUGUCUGUGUAGGCAGAUGUCACAGAAUAAACAAGCCUCUAUUUUAAUAGCCCCAGCGACUAAACGCUCGAUAGAGUGUCUUGUUGUAUAAUCACCAUUGAGGGCUCUUCGCUGUAUUUGGCACGGUAAUUAAGAGCUAUGCCCAAAAAGCUAUGUCCUAAUUGUCCACCUUUCAAGACUUGCUCUACCUUUGCUCUACUUGACUCAUUGACAUAGAUUCAUGUCCAUAUUUUUUUAGUGUGUAACAGCGUCAGUGAGAGAUCACCAUAAGUGUUCUCAAUGCGAUGUCCAAGUUACAGAAGACAACAUGCAGUACAAGCAAUAUGUCAAGUCUUUGGAAUUCCUUUUUCCCACAAUUGCUACCGGUGAUGACGUAAAUACAGCCAGUCAAUCCCUUAGUCCAACUGAUGAUGAGUCAACAUCUCGCAUAGUGAUAACUACUUUUACUGGAGAGUGUACUACUAUUGUUUACAAUCCCAAUCAAACCAUUCUAAGUGUGAAGGAUAUUGUCGAGGAAGAAUUUAAGAUUUCUUGUUACAAGCAAUCCCUGUUGUACAACGACAUUGAGCUGAAGGUACUGUGCAUUUCAACUACUGAGCUUGAUGUGUGUUAUCAAAAUCUGAAUAUCGUAAGUUUGAUAAUAGGAGUGAAAUUGAACUUAUUAUAAAAUUACAUAACAUUAUAUGAUUACAUAUGGAAAUAAAAAUUUCGGUGUUGAAGAGCAGGCAGAGGCCCUGUAUUUUGCGGGCUGGUUGCGGGCUAACGCUUGCGCGUUAGUUAUAUACACUAUGACGUCAAAUCGUGCAAUGUGAUGUAACAAUCCAUAUUUGAUUAGCUGUCCAGUUGAUAUGACACUUCAUUUAUUUUUUAGAUAAUUUUAUGUUUUCUUUCCAUGCAGGCAAGAGGGCAGAACAACGAAGUUCUCAGGUUAAUUUAAAAGACUAUCAUGUUCAGCCCAACAGUACAAUAUACCUGCUAGUCUUAUUGUGGGCGGAACCCGAUGAACUUGAUGUCGUAUUCGAUUUCUUCUGGAAAUAUCCACACAGUGGCUGUAAUUUUCUCGAUGCUUCAGUACUACUUUACAGUGGUUCUCAAUUUGUUGAGGUGAUUGACUGCAACCACACUGCAAGUCAGUCGUGCUCAGCAGUACAACAUUCUGGCGAUGUAAUGAAUCAUGCCAAGCGAUUAGGUCAUUACUCCAUAAAUGUAUCAAUCAAAUCAAUACCAGUUCAUAUUAACAAGUUGGUGUUCACAUUGAGUGCCCGGAAUUCUCCAAAUAUCUCAAAAUAUCCAAAUCUAAGCCUAAAGGUUUUCGAUGCGAACUUUCCAGAUAAGGAAUUCAUCAUCAAUAAAAUAAGCCAUGCCUCCUAUCUCCAAGCUAUUAUCAUAUGUUGUUUGACCAACAAAGGAAGUAGAUGGGAAAUAAUCGAUAUCAAGAAAAUGUCCGCUGGCAAUGCUAAGAAUUAUGUGCCAUUGAAAAAGAGCAUUGUGGGUCUCUUACGAAAUGGUUUCAUAUGA
Molecule: messenger RNA, 4541 nt
Organism: Paramuricea clavata
Lineage: Eukaryota; Metazoa; Cnidaria; Anthozoa; Malacalcyonacea; Plexauridae
Source: the annotation of a GenBank genome assembly